Molecule: messenger RNA, 837 nt
Organism: Pedinophyceae sp. YPF-701
Lineage: Eukaryota; Viridiplantae; Chlorophyta; Pedinophyceae
Source: the annotation of a GenBank genome assembly
AUGGCCACGCAGGCUGACGCGUCCUGGGUCAAGGACGACAACCGCCGCAUGCUCCACGUCGUCUACCGCGUCGGCGACAUGGACGCGACGAUCGAGUACUACAAGAAGCACUUCGGCAUGCAGCUGCUGCGUUACCGCGACAUCACGGAGGACAAGUACAGCAACGCGUUCCUGGGCUACGGACCCGAGACGACGAACUUCGCCGUCGAGCUCACCUACAACUACGGCGUGAACUCGUACGACCUCGGCACCGGGUUCGGGCACUUCGGCAUCUACUGCGACGACGUCGCCGCGGUGUGCGAGAAGAUCAAGGCCGAGGGCGGCAAGGUGACGCGCGAGGCUGGCCCGGUGAAGGGCGGCACCAGCGUCAUCGCCUUCGUCGAGGACCCCACCGGGUACAAGUGGGAGCUGAUUCAGAAGCCGGAGGCGAAGGAGAAGCUGUGCCAGGUCAUGCUACGCGUCGGCAACCUCGACCGCUCCGUGGAGUUCUACGAGAAGGUUCUGGGCAUGCAGUGUCUGCGCAAGAGGCGCAACGAGGACUACAAAUACACCCUCGCGUUCAUGGGCUACGGGCCCGAGGACGCCAACACGGUCGUCGAGCUCACGGAGAACGACGGCGUGGACUCGUACACCCCGGGCGACGCCUACGCGCAGAUCGCGGUCGGCACCGACGACGUGUACAAGACGGCGGACGCCAUCAAGGCGGCGGGGUACGAGGUGACGCGGGAGCCGGGGCCCGUGCCGGGCAUCGGGACGAAGAUCGUUGCGUGCAGGGACCCGGACGGGUGGAAGGUCGUGUUCGUCGACAACAAGGACUUCUUGGCGGAGCUCGAGUGA